Molecule: messenger RNA, 276 nt
Organism: Racocetra persica
Lineage: Eukaryota; Fungi; Glomeromycota; Glomeromycetes; Diversisporales; Gigasporaceae
Source: the annotation of a GenBank genome assembly
AUCAAAAAAAGCAAAGUAGAUUAAGUAAAAAUUCAAAAUCUAAAUCGAUUGAUGAUAAAAAUACUUCUUCUUUACUUAUAAAUAAAUAUGAAUCUAUAUAUAUAAACAUAGAUAGCAGUGAAAAUGAUAAUGAUGAAAUUUUAUAUAAUUUUUGUAACUUUGAAGAGCUUAUUCUUGCUAAAUUUAGAGACAGUAAAGAAAAGGAAAAAGAUGUUAAAUUUUCUGUAAUUGUGAAAAUUGAAGAAUUAAUCAAUAAAGAAACAUCUAAUAAUACAG